UUGUAGAACUUGUGGAAAACAGCUGAGAUUGUGAUGUAAUUUUAGUGGGGAACCAACAGAGAAUAAAAUGAGUGCAGUUUUUCGUGCAAUAAAAGCGAAUCGGAAUAUCUUCCGGCUGGCUGAUUUGCCACGGAGACACUUUUCCGAUGCCGCCAAAUUUCCUCGUAUUACUACCCAUUACACCUUGAAUCCCAGGGACAAGGAUCCCCGGUGGAAGGAUGUGGACAUGGAACGAUCUGUGGAUGAGGUGGAUGUGAUGAUUGUCGGCGGAGGACCCUCGGGGAUGUCAGCAGCUAUCCGGGCGAUGCAACUGGCUGCUGAAAAGGGUAAAGAAAUCCGGGUAUGCGUUGUUGAGAAGUCUGCAGAAGUUGGUGGUCACAUCCUCUCGGGAGCUGUCAUUGAUCCGGUAUCCCUCAAUGAACUGCUUCCCAACUGGAAAGACCUAGGAGCUCCACUGAAUACCCCCGUUACAAAAGACAAAUUUGCCUUCCUCACGAGAUCAGGCUCCCUGCCCAUUCCCAUCUUCAAGGGCUGGCCACAGGACAAUCAUGGGAACUAUAUUGUGCGUUUGGGGCAUUUGGUGCAGUGGCUGGGAGAACAGGCAGAGGCUAUGGGAGUGGAGAUCUAUCCAGGAUGUGCAGCUGCAGAGAUUCUCUUCCACGAGGAUGGAAGUGUCAAGGGAAUUGCUACAAAUGACGUCGGUAUCGCCAAAGACGGUUCUCCCAAAGACACCUUUGCCCGGGGAAUGGAGCUGCAUGCCAAAUGCGUCAUAUUCGCUGAAGGUUGUCGAGGACAUCUGACCAAGCAGCUCAUGACGCGAUUUGGGCUCAACGCCCAGUCUGAGCCUCAAUCCUACGGAAUUGGCCUGAAGGAAAUUUGGGAGAUUGAGCCAGAAAAGCACCAUCCUGGACUGGUUCAGCACACCGUGGGAUAUCCCCUUUCCAGCGACACCUACGGAGGCAGCUUCCUGUACCAUCUCAAUGAACCCACUCCAACUAUCGCAGUGGGAUUCGUGGUUGGAUUGGACUAUCCCAAUCCCUUCAUCAGUCCAUUCCAAGAAUUCCAGAAAUUCAAGACUCAUCCCAAAAUCCGUCCCAUUUUCGAAGGAGGCACUAGAAUUGCUUAUGGAGCCAGGGCACUCAACGAGGGUGGUUUUCAGAGUAUUCCGCGGUUAACGUUUCCCGGAGGUUGCAUCGUGGGCUGUGGAGCUGGCUUCAUGAAUGUCCCCAAGAUCAAGGGUACUCACUAUGCAAUGAAGAGUGGAAUGUUAGCGGCCGAAAGUGUCGUUGAUGAGCUCUUUUCGGAGACACCGAGUGGGACGACGGUUGGGAUUGAGCCCAAGGGGUAUGAGGAACGUGUGAAGAGUUCCUUUAUCUGGAGUGAUUUGCAGAAAGUGCGAAAUCUUCGACCGAGCUUUCAUGGAUCAAUGGGUUUGUUCAAGGGUUUGGCUCUCUCGGGGAUUUCUAUUAUUCUGGGAGGGAGGGAGCCCUGGACAUUGUCUCAUGGAGGAGCUGAUAACACAAAGAUUCAGCCAGCGGCGAAAUGCAAGGCUCCGGAAUAUCCCAAACCCGAUGGAAAGGUCACUUUUGACUUGUUGUCAUCAGUUGCCCUCACGGGAACCAACCACGAAGGCGAUCAACCGCCCCAUUUGACGCUCAAGGACGACACAGUCCCUGUGGCCACGAACUUGGCCACUUUUGCCGGCCCCGAGGCUCGUUUUUGCCCAGCUGGAGUGUAUGAAUUUGUGCCCAAUGAAGAGGCUGGAGGAGAUGCCAUGAGACUGCAAAUUAAUGCGCAGAAUUGCAUUCACUGCAAAACUUGCGACAUUAAGGAUCCAACGCAAAAUAUCAAUUGGGUGGUGCCUGAAGGGGGCGGAGGACCAUCCUACAAUGGAAUGUAAAUAAAGGACACUUGCCUUCCGGAAUUCGACCAUUCGAAUGACAAAAAGCAUUUAUUCAAUCAAUUUUUUACACGAAAUUUAAACGGUAUAUAUUUUUGCAUGCCCAAGGAUCGUCUCUGUACAUACCUUCGAAAGUACCUUGUAUCUGGGGAGUUAUCAGUAGUGAAAAAAUUUAUGAUAUUGUAUCUUUUGUAAUUGUGAGGUGAAUAAAGUCAAUCACGUUUUUAUCUUUGAAAAAAAAA
This is a messenger RNA of Phlebotomus papatasi, 2142 nucleotides long. RefSeq names its product electron transfer flavoprotein-ubiquinone oxidoreductase, mitochondrial (gene Etf-QO). The coding region runs from base 68 to 1900 and encodes 610 amino acids. Gene Ontology annotation, molecular function: electron-transferring-flavoprotein dehydrogenase activity; iron-sulfur cluster binding. NCBI's taxonomy places the organism in Eukaryota, Metazoa, Arthropoda, Insecta, Diptera, Psychodidae. The transcript is spliced from 3 exons. Gene Ontology annotation, biological process: electron transport chain. Gene Ontology annotation, cellular component: mitochondrial inner membrane. The record is from RefSeq and is a predicted model, not a curated record.